AUGGCAGAACCAACUGAGAGAGAAAAGAUGCUCCGUGGUGAGCUUUAUCGCGCCUUCACUCCGGACCUUAUAGCCGCACGUACAAAGUGCAAAUGGGCGUGUAAGAGAUUCAAUGACUCCGAAGAAGUGAGUCGGAGGCGCCAAGUUGAGCUUUGGAGAGACAUCAUCGACGACCACACCCCGCUCCCACCCCCAGCCGACCACCCGGCAGCUGACGAGGCCCUCUUCGAAGAUGAACCUUGGAUCGAAGCCCCAAUCCGCAUAGACUAUGGGUUUAACGUAAAAGUUGGCGUGGGCGUUUUUAUAAAUUUCAACUGUGUCAUUCUGGAUACCUGCCUCGUCACCAUUGGAGCUAGAACGCUGCUUGGACCCAACGUCAGUAUUUACAGUGGAACGCAUCCGUUAGAUCCCGCGUUGAGAAAUGGGACCAAGGGGCCUGAACUGGGAAAGGAGGUGCAUAUAGGUGAAGAUUGUUGGAUUGGUGGGAAUGUUGAUAUCUUGCCGGGAGUUACGAUUGGGAAGGGGGCGACGAUUGGAGCGGGGAGUGUUGUUACGAAGGAUGUACCGGCUUUCCAUGUUGCUGCGGGGAACCCAGCAAGAAUUCUCCGCCGGAUCGAGACAUCAAUGGCAAUAAUGUCUUCGGAUCCCGCCGCGAAUAGCUGAUAUUGUUUAGAAUCUGAGGAGUAGCUCCCUCGGUGACAUCAUGGUUAUGACGCUUUUGUAUAGGCCAGCUAGAUUCAUA
This is a messenger RNA of Histoplasma capsulatum G186AR, 742 nucleotides long. Its product is annotated as acetyltransferase. The transcript is spliced from 3 exons. The record is from RefSeq and is a predicted model, not a curated record. NCBI's taxonomy places the organism in Eukaryota, Fungi, Ascomycota, Eurotiomycetes, Onygenales, Ajellomycetaceae. Gene Ontology annotation, molecular function: acetyltransferase activity. The coding region runs from base 1 to 663 and encodes 220 amino acids.